This is a messenger RNA of Hypomesus transpacificus, 1619 nucleotides long. Its product is annotated as nuclear autoantigenic sperm protein (histone-binding). Gene Ontology annotation, molecular function: histone binding. Bases 174 to 1439 code for a protein of 421 amino acids. The transcript has 14 exons. NCBI's taxonomy places the organism in Eukaryota, Metazoa, Chordata, Actinopteri, Osmeriformes, Osmeridae. Gene Ontology annotation, cellular component: nucleoplasm. The record is from RefSeq and is a predicted model, not a curated record. Gene Ontology annotation, biological process: CENP-A containing chromatin assembly; DNA replication-dependent chromatin assembly.
AGUUCAGCGGAAGUGAGGAGGAGUGUUCUGGUUCUAUUUAAACGCGCCAACAAAGGGUCAAGAACAACAAGCUGGCACUCGACGCUACUAAUUAACUAUUUAACGCUAUUUAAGUAGCUAGUUAAUUCAAUCAAACAAGCUACCUUUUACCCGUUUAAAUCGUUCUUGUUAGCAUGCCAGAAGAAACAGCAGCCUCGAGCUCAGGAAGUAUGGAAGAAAAACCUUGUUCAUCAACUGCUGUGCACAGCUCUGUUGACGUCAUGGAGGAAGCAAAAAAGUUGAUUGGCACAGGGAAGCGGCACUUGGUGAUGGGAGACGUAGUGUCCGCUGUAAACGUUUUCCAGGAGGCUUGUGGCAUGCUGGCUGAGAGGUAUGGAGACACAGCUGACGAGUGUGGAGAAGUGUUCUUCCUUUGCGGAAAGUCCCUCCUUGAGCUUGCCAGAAUGGAGAACACUGUUCUGGGGAAUGCAUUGGAGGGAGUUCCGGAAGAGUCUUCGGAGGAGGCGGAGAAGCAGGACAACCCCAAGUUCGAGAGCGCAGACAACCUUGACGGAGAAGAUGAUGAUGACGAUGAGGAUGAUGAUGAUGACGAAGAGGGUAAUGCUGAAGACAAGGGUGCUGAGGAGGAAGAAGUGGGGAACUUGCAGUUGGCUUGGGAGAUGUUGGAAGUUGCCAAGGUCAUCUUUAAAAGAAAGGAAAGCGAGGAGGAUCAGCUUAUGGCUGCACAGGCAUAUCUGAAGCUGGGAGAAGUUAGUGCAGAAUCUGGUAACUACCCCCAGGCCCUGGAGGACUUCCAGGACUGCCUGACCCUCCAGCUGAAGCACCUCCCUCCCCACAACCGCCUGCUGGCUGAGACCCACUACCAGCUGGGCAUGACCCUCUGUUACACGGGCCACUACAACCAGGCCAUCCAGCACUACGGAAGCUCCAUCAAGGUCAUCGAGAGCCGCCUGGCCAUGCUGCAGGAGGCCAUCGACAAGGCGGUCGGGGAGGAGGGAGCCAAGGAGGAGAGGAGCGAGCUGGACGAGCUCAAACUGUUGCUUCCAGACAUCGCAGAGAAGGUGGAGGAUGCCAAGGAGAGCCAGAGGACGUCCAGCUCUGCCUCCCAGGCCAUCCAGCAGACCCUGGGUGGGGCUUCUACGUCAUCAGCAUUCCCCGGUGAAAAUGGAGGACCGUCCUCUUCAGCGUUCGCACCCAGCCAGAUUGUCGCCAGGCCGGCUGAGAGCGCGUCGUCCUCCGUAUCCGACAUCUCCCACCUGGUCAGGAAAAAGAGGAAACCUGAAGAAGACAGCCCAAAAAAGGACACUGAUGCUAAAAAGGCCAAACAGGAAACCACAGUUAAUGGCAGCGGAGACUCCGCCAGCAACGGCAAGGGAGUCCCGGGGAAAGAGGCACAGGAGCCUGCAAAAUCAUCUACCUCUGUAGAGUCUUCGGCGUGAUGUCACUUCCUUGCCACUUCCUGAUCUUCCAGCCAGCAGAGCAUGUCAACUCCCUUCCUUCCCAUUGAACACUUUGUUUUUGUAAAUAAGAUCCAUUUUCACGACGUGUGUGUGUGUGUGCUGUUUUUGUAUACUUGUAGUAAAAAAAAAAAAUCAAUAAAGAGUAUUUGCAAACUUUAA